This is a messenger RNA of Trypanosoma theileri, 1911 nucleotides long. Its product is annotated as putative phosphoprotein phosphatase. Gene Ontology annotation, molecular function: protein serine/threonine phosphatase activity; DNA binding. Gene Ontology annotation, cellular component: cytoplasm; nucleus. Bases 1 to 1911 code for a protein of 636 amino acids. The transcript has a single exon. The record is from RefSeq and is a predicted model, not a curated record. NCBI's taxonomy places the organism in Eukaryota, Euglenozoa, Kinetoplastea, Trypanosomatida, Trypanosomatidae.
AUGGAUCCACCGAAUGUUCCCUCGUCUCCACAGGCACCGCCUGAUCUCUCACCCAUGGGUGUCAGUCCCUCUUUCCAUGCGGAUAAUGUCAUUACACUUGAAAUGGCACAAGCCGUCACUAUUAACCGCGAAAAGUUAUCCGAAUGGCAUCAUAAAAUUCGUUCACGUCUUUUUCCACUCGUCUCGGGCUUUUUUGUUCGCUGCCGCGUGGAAGACUCCACAGAUGGACGAGCACUUUACAAAGUGGGUCGUAUAAAGACAUUAAAACCCGAUUGGUCGGUGGAACUGGAUCUCAUUACCACAGAUGAGAUCUUAUCUGGGCGAAGUAAUACCAAUUAUGAUUGUAUCAGUAAUGCUAAACUCACAGCCGCGGAGUUUAAUACCUUUAUCUCAAAGGUGCCUCCAGAGUUACUCUCCAAUGUAUGCAAUACGGUUUUUAAAAUGGAAGAGCGUUUACGAUUGAUGGAAACUGUAAUAUUGGCAGAACCCGCCUUUCAUGGAAAACGACGUGAUGAUAAACGUGGACAUGAAAAUCCACAAACUUCUCCUGCUGGAAAUGUUCCAGAAAAGUACGUCUUUUCACAAAAUGUACUUCUUUGCGAAGAUGACUUUGCAAAUCUCCCACAAACCGUAACGAUUGUGGAUUUAUUACAAAAUGCAGUUGGACAAAAAGGUGUGGCGGAACCGGAUACACCACGUGCGGGAAUGGCACCAGGCAUGGGAACAAAACCCAGAGCCUUUGAUGAGGCUGUGGCCAGUCACAGUACAAUGUUGCAAUUACAAGAUAUGCGAAAUUAUAUGAAUUCUCCCACACAACCACCAGUGGAUGCGGCUCGUCUUAUUGAAACUAUAAGAAGAGCAGCCAAUCCUCAUCAUAAUGGAUUUAACUAUGAAAAUCUUCCAGAGUUUUGUAAACUUGUGAUUUCAGUAUGUAAUCAAUGUCGUGAAGUGGUCGCUAAGGAACCAUUGUUUGUACGACUAAAGUCUCCUAUUACAGUUUUUGGAGAUAUUCAUGGUAAUUUUGCAGAUAUGGCUUACUUUUUGGAAAAAGUGGUGGCUUUUGAUGACAUUAUGCUAAAAUAUACUACCACACAUCUUCUUUUUCUUGGAGAUUAUGUGGAUCGUGGUGCAUUCUCGUUAGAAUGUGUGAUGUAUUUAUUUGCGUUAAAGGUCAUUAACCCUUCCAAAGUUACUCUUUUACGUGGAAAUCAUGAAUCCCCUGAGGUGAAUGGGGAUAUGGAUGUUUACGGAUACAGUUCUUUCAAGUAUCAGUGUCUGGAUAAGUUUGGACGUGAUCGUGGUAUUGAUGUUUGGGUGGCAGUAAAUGAAGUCUUUCAGUUCCUUCCUGUAAUUGCUGAUAUUGAUAAAAAGAUCUUCUGUGUACAUGGUGGUCUUCCACAAUACUCUGGCGGUGAAGAUAAGCGACUGGAGAUUCUCUCCGAUCCCUCUUUUCCCCGCAUUCCCGUAGUGCAAUGUACAGAUCCAACGAAUGUAGCCCAACGCAUGAUGGUGAAUGAUUUACUUUGGUCUGAUCCCGCUCCACCAAAUCAUCAAUUGGAUAAAUAUGGUUUUGGCCCUAAUCCACGCGGGCCGGAUAUUAAAACAUUCGGUUCUCGCGCUGUUGAUAUGUUUUGUGAACGCUACAACUAUCAAUACAUCUUCCGUGCUCAUCAAGAAAAAGCAGAUGGACUUCGUCUUUCAGAUAAUGCCCGUGUGGUGACCAUCUUCUCUACUUCCGAUUACGCCGGUCAUCAGAACGGCGCCGGCUGCAUUUUAGUGGCCAAUGGGAAAAUACGAAUGGCGAUUAAGAAACCACAACGACAAGAGGCAAAAGAAGUCAAAGGACCUGUAUCUCCACGUACAUUGGGAAAGACGGUGCCCGGCUUUGUACCCCGACUGAAACGUAUGUGA